GAGUCGAUGACCCAACUCGUCUUUCGGUCUUCCUUUUCCAUUUCCCCUAAUCCUAAAUUUCAACCCGUUUUCUCCACCUUUGUUUUUUCGGGUUAGUAAAUAAAUUCCGAAUUAGAGGCUAAUAGAAAAGGAAAAAGAAAAUAAAAAAGAAAAAAGAAAGGAGCAGCAGAGAGAAAUAAUCCAAGUGAAACAAUUUUUUGAUUUAUUUGAGAGCGCUUAGUUUACAAGAAAAGAAUUUUUGUAAUCUAAUUUUUAUUUUUUUGCUUCUCCCUGAGCACUUGGAAGUGACGGUGCGGGGGUGGUGUUUCUGAUCCGUCGUUGGAGAUGGCGUCAGCGGUGGCGGAGAGGAUUGAACUGGCGAAGCUGUGUAGCUCCAAGGACUGGUCUAAGGCUAUUCGUGUCCUGGAUUCUCUUCUCGCCCAAUCCUCCAACAUUCAAGAUAUCUGCAAUCGAGCUUUUUGUUAUAGUCAAUUGGAACUUCACAAACACGUUGUUAAGGAUUGCGAUAAGGCACUUCAACUCGAUCCUGCGCAGCUGCAAGCUUACAUCCUCAAAGGUCGUGCAUUUUCUGCAUUAGGAAGGAAAGAAGAAGCAGUUCAGACUUGGGAGAAAGGUUUUGAGCAUGCUCUUUCUAGCUCUGCUAAUUUGCAACAAUUGCUGCAGCUAGAAGAACUGCUGAAAAACGCCAAGCAAAGUGAUUCAGUUGCAAGUAGUCUUGUGGUGGAUUCUUCUGAAUCCAACCAGAAUGCAGCCGAGUCUGUGCCUCUUGUCUCUAUCAAGACAAAUGAAACUUGUGAAAACCACAACAAGUCUGAUGGCAAAUUAGUCUCAGUCGGAAAAUCAAAUGACAAAUUAGAGAUAUCUGAUGCCAUAUCUGAUAGGUCUAAUACACACAUUGAGUCAAAAAAUACAUUACCAAAGAAUAAAAAGCUUCACAGCCAAACAAAUGAAAUUCAUGAGAAACAAAGCAAUGGGACUCUCAGAAUCAAUAACAAAGGGGGCAUUGGUGAGUCAAAAGAUACAUCUCAAUCUUCCAUCAAGAUGGCAGUUAGUAAUGCUGAAACAAGUAGUAAUAUGGAGGUUCAAAGUCGAUCAAGCUAUAAAAUUGGCUCACAUGAUGAAUGGUUUGAGGAACCCAAAAAAGGCAAAAAAUUUUGUGUUGCCAGGGUAUCAAAGACCAAAUCAAUAAAUGUUGAUUUUCGAUUGUCGAGGGGAAUUGCAAAGGUGAAUGAAGGAAACUAUGCUCAAGCUAUCUCCAUAUUUGACCAGAUACUUCGAGAGGAUCCAACUUAUCCUGAAGCACUUAUAGGAAGGGGAACUGCUUAUGCUUUCCGGCGUGAACUUGAUGCAGCUAUUGCCGACUUUACAGAAGCCAUUCAAUUGAAUCCAGCAGCUGGGGAGGCAUGGAAGCGUAGAGGUCAGGCGAGAGCAGCAUUGGGAGAAUCUGCUGCGGCAAUCUCAGACUUGACCAAGGCAUUAGAAUUUGAACCAGAUUCCGAGGAUAUCUUACAUGAAAGAGGUAUCAUUAAUUUCAAAUUUAAGGACUUCACUGCUGCUGUGGAAGACUUAUCUGCUUGUCUAAAGCUUGACAAGUGCAACAAAUCAGCUUACACAUAUUUGGGUUUAUCAUUAUCUGCCAUUGGUGAAUAUGCCAAGGCUGAGGAAGCACACAAAAAAGCUAUUAACCUUGAUCGUAGCUUCCUUGAAGCAUGGACUCAUCUGGCCCAGUUGUAUCAAGAGUUAUCUAAUUCAGAAAAGGCAUUUGACUGUCUUGAGCAAAUUCUGAAAAUCGAUUCAAGGUACGUCAAAGCAUAUCACAUUCGCGGGCUACUGCUUCAUGGGAUGGGCGAGCACAAGAAUGCAAUUAAGGAAUUAUCAGUUGGCUUGAGCUCCGAAAGCUCUAACAUUGAGUGUUUGUAUUUACGAGCUUCCUGCUACCAUGCUGUUGGAGAAUAUAGAGAAGCAGUGAAAGAUUAUGAUGCUGCUUUAGAUGUGGAAUUAGAUUCCAUGGAAAAGUUUGUGCUUCAAUGCAUGGCCUUCUACCAGAAAGAAAUUGCUUUGUACACUGCUUCCAAGCUCAACAGUGAAUUUUGUUGGUUUGAUAUUGAUGGAGAUAUUGCUCCCCUCUUUAAGGAAUACUGGUGUAAGAGAUUGCACCCAAAAAAUGUUUGUGAAAAAGUCUAUAGACAACCGACUUUACGUGAUUCUUUAAGGAAGGCAAAGCUGAGAAAGCAAGAAUUUACAAUCACAAAGCAAAAGACACUCCUUCUGCAGCUUGCAGACUCCAUUGGCAAGAAAAUCCAAUAUUUUUGUCCUGGUUUCUUGCCCAAUAGGCGGCAGCAUAGAAUGGCAGGUUUGGCUGCUAUUGAGAUAGCGCAAAAAGUUUCAAAAGCUUGGCGUUCUUUACAGUUAGAAUGGAAACAAUCCAGUAAAGGUACAGCAAAAUCUGGAAGGAAAGUACGGCGGAAAGAAAAAUUAAUUGCUUCUAGUCAGAACAGGGGUGGUGCAGGAUGCAGUACUAGCAGUUUUUCUGAAUUGUCGACAUCAUAUGGGUCAUUGGAAGAAAAAUCUUCAAUGAAAUCCAUAUUGUCAUGGCAUGAUGUAUACAAUAUGGCUGUGAAAUGGAGGCAAAUAUCUGAACCUUGUGAUCCAGUUGUUUGGGUCAACAAGUUAAGUAAUGAGGGGUUUGCUUCUGGAUUUGGGUCUCACACUCCACUUGUCCUUGGGCAAGCCAAAGUUGUUCGAUACUUCCCAAAUUUUCCUAGAAUGAUGAACGUGGCCAAGGUGGUUAUAAAGGAGAGGAAAUAUGUCUGUGAUGAAAAAGAUAAUCUUAUUCUUCUUUCUGAUGAUGUCAAAUUGCAAAAAAUAAUGAAUGCAGAAUCCUGCAUGGAUCUCUACCAAACCAUAGGUCAGAAUUUUUGGUUAUCUACGUGGUGCAACAGCACAGCACUGGAUGGGAAGAGUCUUGAAGGGACAAGGAUCACCCUUGUAAAAAAGGACAAUGGAUUUGACUUUGCUAUUAGAACGCCUUGUACACCUGCAAGAUGGGAAGACUUUGACUUGGAAAUGACUGCUGCCUGGGAGGCACUAUGUGAUCACCAUUGUAGUGAAACAUUUGGUUCAACUGACUUCGAUGCGCUUGAGAAUGUGAGAGAAGCAAUAUUGAAGAUGGCAUAUUACUGGUACAAUUUCAUGCCACUUUCCCGGGGAUCUGCUGUGGUGGGAUUUGUGGUAUUACUUGGAUUACUACUUGCUGCUAAUAUGGAGUAUACCGGCAGUAUCCCUAAAGGCGUACAGGUGGAUUGGGAAGCCAUUCUGAACUUCGACCCUGAACCAUUUGUGGCAUCUGUGAAGAGUUGGUUGUAUCCAUCUCUUAAGAUCACCAACUCCUGGAAAGGCUACCCGGAUGUUGCGUCAACAUUUGAGACUAUAGGAUCUGUUGUUCACGCUCUCAGCACUUAUUCUGAUUGAGUUGUUGGCAUUAUCAACAGGUGAAUGAAUCGAUGAUAAAGCAUACUUGUAAUACAUACUUGUAAUUCUUUUCUUUUCUUUCUUUUUUCUUUUUUGGGUUUACCAUACUUGUAAUUGUACACACAAAAAACACGAUUGUUUCCUUCAAUAAAAUUGAGAUUGUAAUUUAUUUAACAGCUACGGAGCCUCUUUUGAGCUGUUUAUUUAUUUUAUUAUUUUGGGGGUUUGGAUGAUGGGAAAUUCAUAAUUUGCGCACGGUAAAAUGUAAAUGGUGCAUUAUGAUGACCUCUGUAAUCUUAUACUGUAAUCCACUGUACAAUUCGCAUUCCAAUUA
This is a messenger RNA of Oldenlandia corymbosa var. corymbosa, 3805 nucleotides long. Lineage: Eukaryota; Viridiplantae; Streptophyta; Magnoliopsida; Gentianales; Rubiaceae. The record is from the annotation of a GenBank genome assembly.